CUUCCCUUGCCCAACGCAACGCCAAACACCCAUCCUCUCUCUAUCUCUGUACCCUUCUCCCCUAUCACUCAUUCUAAUAACUUGGCAGGGCAGAAGUCGUGUGCGAGACUUGUCAGAGGAGGAGAAGCAGGAGGCGGCUGAAGGCAUUAACGUCGCCGGUCUUGAAGUGGACAUGAAAUUCAUCACAACUUAUUCUGGACCAUUAUAUCAAAUUAUUUAAAAUAUAGUCAAACAAAAAAACAAAUGUUGCCUUGGCCACUAAAAGGUGUUAGAUACAGAAACUAUCUGAAACUUUGAGUUGAUGGUUACCGGUGUGCAUGAGAAUUGAGGCAAGUUUUCCAUUUGAUUCUGGCGAGCCAAACAUAGGUCCAAAUGUUAGCUCUGUUACGUUUACCAAUUACCAUGAUGCAUCUUAGCAACAGAGCUGGAUUACCUCUCAAUGGUUUCUCUCAGGCUCUUCUUCCCAUGCUGUGCAGUCUCAAGUUUCUAUACCACUCCAUGAACUACACGGUGACGCCUAGAAUCACAUCGCCUGAUAGAGAUUUUAGUGCCAGUUUUAAUGUGGCACAAUCCAACUGGCUAAUUACCAGGCUUAGCAAAGAUGGGAAAUUUAGAGAAGCACGCCAAGUGUUUGAUGGAAUGCCUGACAAAGACGUUGUCACAUGGACAACAGUGAUCACGGGUUAUAUCAGAUGUGGGAUGAUGGAGGAGGCUAGGAGGCUGUUUGACAGAGUGGAUGCUAAGAAGGAUGUGAUCACUUGGACUGCGUUGGUCAGUGGGUAUAUAAGGCUGAAACAAAUGAAGGAGGCAGAGAGGUUGUUUUAUCAGAUGCCGGUGAAGAAUGUGGUUUCUUGGAACACCAUGAUUGAUGGGUAUGCACGGAAUUGUCAGGUUGAUAUGGCUUUGGAGUUGUUUGAGAGGAUGCCAGAGAAGAAUGUGGUAUCUUGGAAUACAGUUUUAACGGCUUUGGCACACUGUGGCAGAAUUGAAGAGGCAAGGACGCGUUUUAAUUUGAUGCCGGAAAGGGAUGUUAUUUCAUGGACAGCAAUGGUUGCGGGAUUUUCAAGAAAUGGCAUGAUUGAUGAAGCUCGAGAAUUUUUUGAUAGGAUGCCUAAAAGGAAUGUGGUCUCGUGGAAUGCAAUGAUUACAGGCUACACCCAGAAUAUGAGAUUGGAUGAGGCUCUUGAAUUGUUUGAGAGGAUGCCGGGGAGGGACAUGCCAUCAUGGAAUACAAUGAUUACUGGUUUCAUUCAGAAUGGGGAUUUAAAGCGGGCGCAGGAAUUGUUUAUUCGAAUGCCGCAAAAGAAUGUCAUCUCUUGGACUACGAUGAUCACAGGGUAUGUACAAGAUGGGCAAAAUGAAAAGGCAUUGAUGUUUUUUUCAAAAAUGCUGGUGGAUAAUGGGGUGAAACCGAAUCAGGGAACUUUUGUGAGUGUUCUAAGUGCUUGUAGUAACUUAGCUGGUUUCAGUGAGGGACAACAAAUACAUCAGAUGAUAAGUAAAACAGUCCAUCAUGAAUGUGCAUUCUUGGUAUCAGCACUCAUAAACAUGUAUUCAAAAUGUGGGGAGUUAGUCACUGCUAGGAAGAUGUUUGACGAUGGAUUGACAAUCCAUAGGGAUAUGGUCUCCUGGAAUGGUAUGAUCGCAGCCUAUGCACAUCAUGGAUGUGGUAUUGAGGCAAUUAACUUGUUUAAUGAAAUGCGGAAAUUAGGGUGCAAACCUGACGAUGUUACUUAUGUGGGGCUGCUUUCUGCAUGCAGCCAUGCUGGUUUGGUGGAGGAGGGGCUAAAGUAUUUUAAUGAGCUUCUUAGAGAUGGGUCAAUACAAGUGAGAGAAGAUCAUUACACAUGCUUGGUUGAUCUCUGUGGUCGGGCAGGGAGGCUCAAAGAAGCUUUUAAUGUCCUUGAGAAGCUGGGGACUAAGAUAUCAGCAUCUGUUUGGGGGGCUCUUCUUGCUGGAUGUAAUGUUCAUGGCAACAUGGAUAUUGGGAAGCUGGCUGCAGAGAAGCUUUUAGAGGAGGAGCCAGAGAAAGCAGGCACUUACUUGCUGUUGUGUAACAUAUAUGCUUCAUCUGGGAAAUGGAGAGAAGCUGCAAAGAUAAGGAUGAAAAUGAAAGAGAAAGGGUUGAAGAAGCAGCCUGGUUGCAGUUGGAUAGAAGUUGGAAAUAAGGUGCAUGUGUUUGUGGUUGGUGAUAAGUCUCAUUAUCAGUCUGAACUUAUAUAUUCUUUAAUUUACAAUCUACAUGAAAGAAUGAAGAAGAUUGGUUAUAUACCUUAUGAUGAUCUGACAGUAGAUGAUGAUUUUUCAUGAACAUAGAUUAUCGAUUAGCAGAUAGUUCAAAAGGCACUAUUAGAAAAGUGAUUAAUUAUCCACGACGAGUUCGCUCGCAUCUCUCUCUUUCGUUGGCAUCUCCUCUCACUCUCUCAGACCCAUCAAAUUCUCCAAGAGUUUGUGCAGACAUUGAGUUUUUCCACCCAAAAAUCCCUGAUGCAAUCAAAAUUACUUAUGCUUUUGAAUUGUAUGAUUUGGGGCGCACUGGUUACAUCGAGUGAAGGGAGGUAAGUCCCAGUGGUUUCUAUUUUGUUUCGGAAUGCUCAUUGAGUUAAAGAUCUUGAGGCAUA
Messenger RNA from Prunus dulcis (almond), 2621 nucleotides. RefSeq names its product pentatricopeptide repeat-containing protein At2g35030, mitochondrial-like. The transcript has 3 exons. Gene Ontology annotation, biological process: RNA modification. Gene Ontology annotation, molecular function: protein binding; RNA binding. NCBI's taxonomy places the organism in Eukaryota, Viridiplantae, Streptophyta, Magnoliopsida, Rosales, Rosaceae. Bases 373 to 2310 code for a protein of 645 amino acids. The record is from RefSeq and is a predicted model, not a curated record.